Penicillium cosmopolitanum is the source of this 1308-nucleotide messenger RNA. Its product is annotated as putative MFS monosaccharide transporter. Gene Ontology annotation, biological process: carbohydrate transport; transmembrane transport. NCBI's taxonomy places the organism in Eukaryota, Fungi, Ascomycota, Eurotiomycetes, Eurotiales, Aspergillaceae. Gene Ontology annotation, molecular function: carbohydrate:proton symporter activity. The transcript has 2 exons. Gene Ontology annotation, cellular component: membrane. The record is from RefSeq and is a predicted model, not a curated record. Bases 1 to 1308 code for a protein of 435 amino acids.
AUGAUUAUUCCUGGCGUAUCCCGCUUCUUGUUCAGUGCGUUAUGGGCGCACUGCUUGGUUUUGGAAGCUUGGUUAUUUGCGAAUCCCCUCGGUAUGUUGGAGUUAUCGGAACUGCCCAACUCUCAUCCAACCAACCGCGUUUCGUUUUCCUUGCUGAUUCCCUCCAGAUGGCUCUUAGAUUUCGAUCACGACGAGGAAGGCAUGGUAGUAAUUGCAAACCUAUACGGCGAAGGAGACAUCCACAACGACAAAGCACGCCAAGAAUACCGAGAAAUCAAAAUGAACGUCCUAAUCCAACGACAAGAAGGCGAGCGCUCCUACGCCGACAUGUUCCGCCGCUACUGGAAACGAGUCUUAAUCGCCAUGUCCGCACAAGCAAUGGCCCAAUUGAACGGAAUAAACGUGAUAUCCUACUACGCCCCGCUUGUCUUCGAGUCCGCUGGCUGGACUGGCCGUUCAGCAAUCCUAAUGACCGGCAUCAACGGCAUUACCUAUCUCCUUUCCACAAUCCCACCAUGGUACCUAGUCGACAAUUGGGGUCGCCGACCUAUUCUACUCUGCGGCGCAGUGGCAAUGGUCAUCUCACUCUCCAGCAUCUCAUACUUCAUCUUCCUCAAUAUUGACGCCACGCCUGUUCUGACUGUCAUAUUCGUCAUGAUCUACAAUGCUGCCUUUGGCGCUUCAUGGGGCCCAAUUCCCUGGCUUUACCCUCCGGAGAUUCUGCCCCUCAGCAUUCGUGCUAAGGGAGCUAGUCUGAGUACGGCCAGUAAUUGGGCUUUUAACUGGCUUGUUGGAGAAGUCACCCCCGUUCUUCAGGGCGCUAUUAAAUGGCGUCUCUAUUUAGUUCAUGCAUUUUUCUGCGCUUGCAGUUUCGUUCUCGUGUACUUCUUAUACCCCGAAACAAGCGGCGUCCGCCUAGAAGACAUGGACGUCCUAUUCGGCGACGCAACAACCGCAAUGCCAACUCCCGCAACAGAAGGCGAGCGAGGCUCACUUCUAGGCGCAAGCGCCGGAUCGCCCGUCCCAUCUCUCGAUAUUCGAAGACCGUAUGGCCAAUUUGGCGCUGAGAGUGCGAUUCCUGGUCUUGAUAUUGAUCCUCCGUCAUUUGAUGGGCCUGGGUCUGGAUCUGGGUCUGGGUCCGGGGCCGGGCUUAAUAAUAACAAGGCUGGUUCAUCACCGGGCUUGGGUCGGGGGAAGGGUUUGGUGGUUGGAUUUCGAAGAUGGUUAAGAGGUCUAAGGGGUGGGAGUAGUGCUAGUCAGAGUCAGUAUAGACAAUUGGGGCAGGGGGAGGAUGGGGAUGAUCGAUGA